AACGGUCAAUCAUCCCUUACCAUUAAGCUGUAGGAUCAUGGCAGUUGGGGAGCCCCUAUGGCGUUCUCGAAAACGGAGAAGGAGAAGGCAGCUUGCUGUCCCCGUCUCUGCGCGCUUGGUCCUCGAUGACAAACUCUCCGGCGACGUUGGACUUUUGUCUGAGGAUCUCUUUUCUGAGCUCUUUCGGGCUGAUAGGAUUAUAAAUGGUACGGAAAGUGACUGCUCAGAAUACAUCCGCCAUAUCGCGAUAGCUCCCUGGGCGCCAUUGUCCCCCGAUCUGAUCGACAGCAGCUGCUGGACGGUGCUGCCAGUGAAGAAACUCGCCCAUAAUGCCCCGACGGGUAGAGAGACAGUUCACUCUACCUUGAAGUUUCCUGCCGCAUCUCUCGCAUUACAGCGGUUCGCGAGCGCUUUACGGGCUGUUGCACCAGCGAAAUUGGCCAGCAGGGCUAUUCCGUCAAUUGAAAUCCGAAUUUUGGAUGUCAUUCCUCUCGCACUUGACUCGAUCUAUGUAACGGUUGAUGGCGAGGCUUUAAAAAAGAUGGAGGAGGCACAUGGGAAAUUUGGGGGAGGCUUUGGCGGAUGGCCGAUGCGUAACGGCCGGGCGACCAACGAACAAACAGUUUCAAAAAAUAAUGUUUUGAGCCGCGAAGGGGAUAAGGCCAGGGUGUUCUCGUCAGACGAAUCCCUAAGACAGGCAAUACGCAAGGCACUCAAGGCCCCAAAUGUUGUGCGCGCUGGCGAUUUACUCCCGUUGCCUUUGCCUUCUCACCCUAUCACUCAUGUUCCGCCACCACCGGCAAGGAUCACGCUGUGCGAGCCAGUUGCACAAGGCCGACUACUUCCACACACAAAGGUGGUGGUAAUAAGGAGCCAUCCGCGAGAAUCUUCGGCGCGAAAUGUCCUCCAGAUUCCGGUGCAGCAACAGCUUGAUACCUUUGCAGAUGAGGACGAUACUUCAAAUGAGCAAUUUUAUUCAGCAGCGGAGGACAAGGAGUCUUCAAUGACUGAAUCUGUGGUGGAUGGUGAAGAAAAUGUUUCAGAGACAGAUAAUUCGGCUCCUGGGCUUUCGGAAAGCGAGAGCGCUGACCUCUCGGACGACUCAAUGGACGAAAUGAUUUCCUUGAGUGCCCCUACACUUCCUCCACAUUCGUCCGGUGUACUGUCCUCCUUCACUUCGGCGACUCCUAGGCCAGGAGGCGCUGCACAUGGCGUUAGUACUCCCGGAUCAGUAAUCUCAAGCUACACCAUCACGGCACAUGGUUUUAGACGACUUCCAAAGGACCACUUCAAAGUGCAAGGUUUGCUAAGGAAAAUCCCGGAUGAUUUAUUGCAUCCACGGCCACUGAUUGACGAUGAUGAUGAAGCCCGUGUGUUUCUUGAGGUAAAUAUGCUUGCCAAAGUCGGGUGCUUUUCUGGGGACUGGGUUCGCGUUCAACCUGUUGCUGAGUCCCAUAAUGGAAUAGAGCAAUGGGGCAUUUCGAGCUUUGGCCAGGAUGGUGAGAGUGCGCAAGGUGCUCGUAUCGCCAGAGUUUAUGGUCUCCCAGAAAGCUAUCCAAAAAAAUCCCAACGCUAUCCUUUCAAAAAGUCUGGGGAGCGUCGCUUAAGUUCUUCAAUUCUUUCUCCUGUGGAUACAACCGCGAGGGCAUAUCUAUCACCCAUACUACUAGCUAACCUUGGAGGACCUUCUCAUCUGAGGAUCUCGCCUCUUUCAACUUUGAAGUCUACUCCAGGCUCUCCACCCCCAUCCCUAAAGAAGCUUGCAGCAUCAGCUUCACCUCCUGCAGCAAAAGAAGUUACUCUCCUAAAAAUUUCGACGCCACUUUCAACAGAUCGUACUCUUCAGCCAAGCUUACUUAAUGGACUGAAGCGUUACUUUGAGCAGAAGCGGCGAUUAGUGAAACAGGGCGAUUUGGUCGCGGUUUCUAUCGAUGAGAACUUCGGCAGAGCCGUGUUCAGUGGCUCGAGUGUCGGAGAACCCGAAGGUGGUCUAGACGAGCUCAUGGGUGGCGCGGUAGCUGAUGCAGGCCAGUCGGUGGAAUGCAAGAAUGCACGUAACAGAAAUGUGGCUUGGUUCAAGGUUGGGCCAGUGUUAAAUGGCAAGCUCGAUGCUUCCUCUAGGCUAGAUGGCUCAUACAUAUGGAACGACAUGGCAGUAAUCGACACCCUAAGCACGCGCAUGGUCCAGGCUGGGAGCGAACAAAGCGUCAUUCCCAGCGCGGCAUCGAAUCCUUGGGAGUAUUACAUGGGAACGAAACAAUCAUCAGGAAGAACUGGCAUUUCAUACGGGGAUCCCAUUUUUGAUAUGCCAAUAUCCUUUAUUUCAAAAGCGAGAAGACGACUAAGAGAACUUAUCGCGGCAACAACCAGCGCUCGUGCGAUGCAUCUGGGUCUGCCGCCCCUAGCCAUUUUGCUUGUCUCUAACCAGCGCAGCAUAGGCAAAGCGACCACAGCAAUCAAAGCUUGCGCGGAUCUAGGAGUACACCCCUUUGUGAUCGAUGCAUACGACAUCAUAACGGAAGGGGGCGCAUCUGGUGGCGACGUGAAGACGGAAGCUUUUUUGAAGGCGAGAUCUGAGAGAGCCCUGGCAUGUGGGCGAGAAUGCACUGCGGUAAUUUUGAAACGCAUUGAGGCGUUGACUGCUGAGAGAAUUUCCUCAGCUUUGAAGGAAAUUAUUGCAGACUCAAGAGUCCUCAUUGCUACGACGACAGAUGUGGAGAAGGUUCCAGACGGCGUAAGAAGUUUAUUCACGCACGAGGUGGAAAUUUCUGCACCAGAUGAGAGUGAAAGAGAAGCACUUUUGAGGGACAUCAUCGAAGAGAAGGGCGUCAAGCUUGCAUCUAACGUAGACAUAUCCUCUGUCGCCCUGAAGACAGCUGCACUCGUCGCUGGCGAUUUGGUAGAUGUCGUUGAACGAGCGAUCGUCGCGAAACAGGAACGAGUCGAGAAGCUAGCUCAGGACUCCGGAAGUCAGAGUGAAGAAGUUGAAAUAACACCACGAGAUGUCCAAAUAUCUGGGGGCGAGGCGGGACGCUGUCUGAUCAAAACAGAUUUCGACCUCGCAAUCGACGCUGCACGUAAAAACUUUGCUGACGCCAUUGGCGCUCCGAAAAUUCCCAACGUGACAUGGGACGAUGUUGGAGGACUGACAAAUGUCAAAGACGCUGUCAUGGAAACCAUCCAGCUACCGCUCGAACGCCCCGAGCUCUUUGCCAAGGGUAUGAAGAAGCGGAGUGGUAUCCUGUUCUACGGGCCGCCAGGCACUGGUAAAACCCUACUGGCGAAAGCAAUCGCCACCGAAUUCUCACUCAAUUUCUUCUCUGUCAAAGGACCAGAGCUACUCAACAUGUACAUUGGUGAAUCCGAAGCAAAUGUCCGCAGAGUAUUCCAGAAAGCCCGUGAUGCGCGACCUUGUGUUGUCUUUUUCGACGAACUUGACUCAGUUGCACCCAAGAGAGGCAAUCAAGGUGACAGUGGCGGUGUCAUGGAUCGCAUUGUCAGCCAGCUUCUCGCAGAGCUUGACGGUAUGAGCAACGGCGAGGAGAGCGGCGGUGGUGUCUUUGUCAUUGGAGCUACCAACCGACCAGACUUGCUCGACCAAGCCCUCCUCCGUCCAGGUCGUUUCGACAAGAUGCUUUAUCUGGGAGUAUCCGAUACACACGACAAACAACUUACCAUUCUGGAAGCCCUCACCAGAAAAUUCUCUCUUCAUCCCUCCCUCUCACUUGGUCGCGUUGCCCAGUCUCUUCCUUUUACCUACACUGGCGCCGACCUCUACGCUCUCUGCUCAGACGCCAUGCUCAAGGCUAUCACGCGGCAAGCUUCCGCUGUUGAUCGAAAAAUCAAGGCUCUUCCCGGAGGACCGGUCACAACGGCAUACUUUUUCGACCAUCUUGCAACCGAGGAAGACAUUUCCGUCAUGGUCACCGAAGAAGACUUUACCGCCGCUCACCGCGAGCUUGUUCCUAGUGUUAGUGCCAAAGAACUCGAACACUACGACCGUGUCCGCCGCACAUUUGAAGCAAAUGACGAUAAAGAUCCCAAGCAAGCAUUAGAAGCCCUAGAGGCCUUGGAAAAUGAGGAAUAUCAAAACGCCAUCACUUUCACAACCAAUGGUCCUGAAACAUCUACCCCACCGGCUCAAGGCCUGCGAGCAACUGGCGUCGAGCAGAUCCUGCCUUUGCAUUCCCGCCCCAAACACACGGCACAGCGUCCACAAGAAACUGUUCCUUCAAAGUCCAAAGCAAAGAGCAAAAGUAAAACACAAAAGGGCAAGAGCAAAUCCAAGGGAAAAGGGACGGCAUCCGCACCAGCUGCAUGGGACGCCGUUGACGGCGCUGAAGAGGAUGACGAGGAAGAUACCGACGAGAACUACGAAAGUGCCUAUACUGUCAACAGGACAGACCAUGAGCACGUCGGCCAUGACCGUGAUGACGAUGAUGAAGAUGAAGAUGAAUAUAUUAUUCGCGGCACCCCUUCAUCGGCUACCACUACUUCUGCACACACUGCGCCCUUGUUUUCCCCGACAAGUACGGUGCCGAAUCAGACAAUCAGCGCCGCAAUUAAUGCUGCCGCGUUGAAUGGCUGGGCUGCUAAUACUGGUACGUCCGGGACAGGAACUGAAUCUUCGAAAGGGAAAGGAAAAGGCAAAAUCCGCGACGGCGAAUAAAUGUUGAAAGGAGCAAUGGACACAUAUUCUUCCUCCUUCUAAUGCUUCUAAUGUUGUAUUAUCGUCAAUUUCAUGGAGCAUGUAUUCAUGGAUCCCCCUCUCGGGAGAUAAACGUUAUAUACCGUCCUGCCUAGCUGCCGUUUGCGCGGAUCUUGAUCAAGUAUAUAAGGUAUAUACAAAACAUAUAUUCAAAAUUAACGUGUAAUCACCU
Molecule: messenger RNA, 4880 nt
Organism: Xylona heveae TC161
Lineage: Eukaryota; Fungi; Ascomycota; Xylonomycetes; Xylonales; Xylonaceae
Product: AAA-domain-containing protein
Exons: 4
Coding region: 38-4669 (1543 amino acids)
Biological process (GO): protein import into peroxisome matrix
Cellular component (GO): peroxisomal membrane; cytosol
Molecular function (GO): ATP hydrolysis activity; ATP binding
Source: RefSeq, a predicted model, not a curated record